GACUGAAGUUGUGGAACUUAAGAAAAUGCGUGUGGAACUUCUGUGUUUGUAAACAAUGCGUAGUUUUCUUUGAAAAAAAUAGAGAAAAUUCCUGAAAAAUGGCUUAUCAGUAUGUGGAGUACAGUCAGAAGUGUGAUGAGAAUGAAAUUUAUCGGAGAAAGCUGAAGAGAAUCAAGAGAAAAAUCAAAGAAAUGGUUUUUGAAAAUGCCGCCUUGUGCGACCAAGUAGCUCAGCUUCAGGAUAAUAUUGUCCUGGUUAAGGAGGAACGUCGAUUUCUACUCAAGAAACUCAUGGAAUUUGAACCUCCGGAUCCGGAGAUGUUUAAGAAUUCUAGUCAGGAAUACAUGAAGAAAUCGAAGAAGAAGACAAAUCCGGAUGGGACAGCUCCGGCAAAGGUAAAGGGUACGGGAAAGCCUGGAAGGCCAAGCCUGAAGAAUAAGCAGCUGGCUCAGCAGCAAACCAAAUCCCAGCCUCAAAUGGUCGAAAUUACCAUUGAUGCCAAUGGACAUCCUACUCAGUACCCAUUCAGUGUUGGACACUUGACAAUCUCGUCCCUGGGUGAGAUUGUUUGGGACAGGCCGGCAUUCCACACUGAACAGUGGAUCUAUCCAGUUGGGUACUCUGCAAUGAGGAUUUACGGAAGUGUCCGGGAUCCACGGCGCAAGACGGUGUACACAUGCAAAAUCCUGGAUGGUGGAUCAGCUCCGAUUUUCGAGAUUCACAUUGAAUCCGAUCCGGAUGUUGUUAUUUCCGGAAGCAGCCCAGAUUCUUGCCAUGCAACUCUUCUUCAGUAUUUAUCUGGCACCAUGGACCUCCGGAACAUGGCUAUGCGUCCUCAAGGUGAUUGGUUCUUCGGUCUGGCUCAUCCCACCAUCAUGACACUCAUCCAGAACUUUCCCAGCGCCAGAAAAUGCUCCCGGUUUCAGGGUUUCGAGAUGGUCGGUGGCGCCACCUAUGCUCUCGACAAGGACAAUGAUCCGGCUCUGAAUUUUGAGGCUCUGCAACGCUUCAUCGCCAUCUCAGCCUAUCACACUGUUCCGGAAAUCAAGGAGGAACCACCAGAUGAGCUCUUCGAGCAAGAUUCCAGUGAGCAGUACUUCAAGAAGUAACGACCUUCCACGGAGCUGUCGGCGGGAUGAAAAAUGUUUAGUGGAGGGAGAGCCGUUAGAGCUGGAUCAGAAAAGGCCAAAAUUGCCCAAAUGUUUCUCACAUCAAGUGCAAUUAGGUGAUAAUCGAGCGGGUAUUUGCCAAACUGAUUCCGUUAAGACAGCUUCAAUGGACUCCACGCUUUACAAUUUAAUGGAUUAAAUGAGCCACGAAAUAAGAAACGUAUCAAUACGCAUUUUCAUUGCACGAUCUCGCAGACUUUUUAUUCGACAUGUUUAGGAUUUCUUGGAAAUACUUGGACAUAUUCCUUAAUAAAAAAUAAAUAAUAGAUUUAAAAAGUUUUAUUUGGAUCUUCGAAGUCAUUUUAAAUUUUUUAUAGGGGAGAGUGGGGUAAUACGGUAAAUAGGUAUUUAAAUUUUUUUUAGCCACCAAUUAAUAAGUAUAAAUAAAACUAAAAAAUAAACUAAACAAAUAUUGAAAUAAAAUAAAUAAAUGCUAAUUUACCAUC
This is a messenger RNA of Phlebotomus papatasi, 1615 nucleotides long. RefSeq names its product transforming growth factor beta regulator 1. Gene Ontology annotation, biological process: regulation of cell cycle. Bases 99 to 1109 code for a protein of 336 amino acids. The record is from RefSeq and is a predicted model, not a curated record. Gene Ontology annotation, cellular component: nucleus. NCBI's taxonomy places the organism in Eukaryota, Metazoa, Arthropoda, Insecta, Diptera, Psychodidae. The transcript has 2 exons.